UUGGCUGCGCUUGCGCAUGAGAGGAGACUAGGAGAGGGGCUGUCUGUGUGUCUGCUAGUGUCUGUGCUCAGGCUCACGUAGCAGAGAGAGAGCCAUGGCUGGCUUCUAAGGGGAGGACUGGAGGCGGGAUCCCGGCUGGAGAGAGAGAGAGGAAGCAUUCCGAGAGGGGCCUUGCAGACUAGAGUUACAGUUGCAGAGCAGCAGAGCAAGGCGCUAGCUCUUCCUCGCCUUCCAGAGGCUCAGAAUAACUGGGAAGAACGUGUUAGAACAUCAGUCAACCAGGCUCACAUCCACCUCCCAGAGAGCCUUCACAGUAGCUGCUCCGAAAUUGUGGAACAGUCUCCUGGAAGAGAUCCGUCUCAUUACCUCCUUGGAGCCAUUUAAGAUCUCUUCUGGCAAGCUUACUCACCUGACCUUGUGUAAGAAACACCUCCAGACCAUUGUGUGUGUUAAGGUGAACGUGUAAUAACUAUGGGGCUUACAAAGUCCUGGUGUCUUCUAGUUCUUUGCAUUCUGCUGCCCUCUUCUUAUGCCUAUACAGAUUUCUUCACUUCAAUUGGACACAUGACCGACUUAAUUAAUACUGAAAAAGACCUGGUGACUUCACUGAAAGACUACAUCAAAGCAGAAGAGAGCAAGCUGGAACAGAUUAAGAAGUGGGCAGAGAAGUUGGAUAAGCUGACAGACACUGCAACAAAGGACCCAGAAGGAUUCUUGGGACAUCCUGUGAAUGCAUUCAAGCUAAUGAAGAGACUUAACACAGAGUGGAGUGAACUGGAGAAUUUGGUGCUUAAGGAUAUGUCUGAUGGGUUUAUUUCCAACAUGACUAUUCAACGCCAAUAUUUCCCUAAUGAUGAAGAUCAAACAGGUGCUGCCAAAGCUCUCUUACGGCUCCAGGAUACAUAUAAUUUAGAUACAGAUACCCUCUCUAGGGGAAAUCUUCCAGGAGUGAAGCACAAGACUUUUCUAACAGCUGAAGAUUGUUUUGAGUUGGGCAAAAUUGCUUACACUGAAGCAGAUUACUACCACACUGAACUGUGGAUGGAGCAAGCUCUGAAACAGCUUGAUGAUGGAGAGGUUUCAUCUUCCAUAGACAGAGUUUCUGUUCUAGACUACUUGAGUUAUGCUGUUUACCAACAAGGGGAUCUAGACAAAGCAAUGAUGCUUACAAAGCGGCUACUUGAGCUGGAGCCAGAGCAUCAGCGAGCAAAUGGCAAUUUGAAAUACUUUGAAUAUAUAAUGUCUAAAGAAAAAGAAAAAGAAGCGAACAAAUCCAUUGCCGAAACAGAUGAAAAGACAGGAAAAGAAACUAAAAGUCAGAAAAAAUCAAAAGAUUAUCUGCCAGAGAGACAGAAAUAUGAAAUGUUGUGCCGUGGAGAAGGUCUAAAAAUGACUCCUAGAAGACAGAAGAAACUUUUUUGCCGUUAUUCUGAUGGAAAUAGGAAUCCUAGGUAUAUACUGGGACCUGUCAAGCAAGAGGAUGAGUGGGACCGUCCUCGUAUUGUUCGCUUCCUAGAAAUAAUUUCCGAUGAAGAAAUAGAAACUGUCAAAGAGCUUGCAAAACCAAGGCUGAGCCGAGCUACUGUGCAUGAUCCUCAGACUGGAAAACUGACCACAGCACAUUACAGAGUCUCUAAGAGUGCCUGGCUGUCUGGAUACGAACAUCCUGUAGUGGCACGGAUUAAUGCAAGAAUACAGGAUCUAACAGGACUGGACGUUUCCACAGCAGAGGAACUGCAAGUAGCCAACUAUGGCGUAGGAGGCCAGUACGAGCCUCAUUUUGAUUUUGGAAGGAAAGAUGAACCAGAUGCCUUUAAAGAACUGGGUACAGGCAACAGAAUUGCUACAUGGUUAUUCUAUAUGAGUGAUGUGUCAGCAGGGGGAGCAACUGUAUUUCCAGAAGUAGGAGCUAGUGUUUGGCCUAGAAAGGGUACAGCUGUUUUUUGGUAUAAUCUUUUUCCAAGUGGAGAAGGGGACUAUAGUACAAGGCACGCUGCCUGUCCAGUACUGGUUGGAAACAAAUGGGUGUCCAACAAAUGGAUCCAUGAACGUGGGCAAGAAUUUCGAAGACCCUGUAGUUUAUCAGAGUUGGACUGAUCCAGAACUUCCUUCUUUCUCUUUUUGUGCAAAUUACAUUUCCCUUCCACGUUGCCUUGAUUAAUACUGAUAGUUUACACUUACACUCCAUUACAACCUUCAUCUCCAGUGCCAACCAUUGCUUCAUCUAUGGACAAAUACCAUCUUUUCUUAUCUACGGAAGAAUACCUUUGCUAAUAUACCCAUUUAAAUUUUUUAUAGAGAGAAUAUAUUUGAUUUUUAAUGUCUGUGAGUUGUCAAGGCCAAAAGUAACUUGUACUGACACACUAGAAACUUUUGCUGGUGAUAAAAAUGAAUAUGGACAGUCCCUCUUCUGCCAAGGAUUUUGUUCACUUGGAAGUUAAGGUAUUGCAAAUCAUGUCUACAUUUGUUCCUUGUUUUAAAAGUGCCUGGCCACUGUUACACAACUGUGGAUAGGGAUUGCAAGCCAAAUCUGUUUGACAUCAGUGGCAAAAGUCUCCACUGAACAGAUUAUGGAUUUUACUCAUGGGCUACUGCUGUGAAAAUUCAGGUACAGAUAAUUUUCCUUUCACCCCACCCUUUUUCUUUUCUGGUAAUCUUUCUCAUAUGAAUAUGGCUGAUAAUCCUAGGCCAGUAGUUGUGCACAUAUAGUUGGCUUGAACAGUACUAUGGCACUGGCUUUUUGUUUUUGUUUUUGCAACUGCCAUGUGCAUGAUUACAGCUUGGAAAGAAAACAGAUCUUGUUUUCCAGGUAUAAUUUGUGUUUUAACUAUAUUGUGAUUCAGCUUCGAUCAUUCAAUAAUUAUUGCUGUUUUUUAUUGUUAUCUAAUAAGUCUGAUCCCCAUGAAUCCAGGAAGGCAAGAAUGUAAUUGACUUAAACUCGGCAUUGUGCUUUAGGCUGAGAACCUCAGUUCAUGUGAAACUAUUUGUUUGAAAAGAAAAUGCACCUGUUCAUCCUCCAAAUGCUAAACUUUGUUUUUCAACUGAAGUGUUUCCUGACAAAGAUGAUAUAUUUAUAAUACUAAACCCUUUCAGAACUUUUCA
Messenger RNA from Sceloporus undulatus (fence lizard), 3102 nucleotides. RefSeq names its product prolyl 4-hydroxylase subunit alpha 1 (gene P4HA1). Bases 472 to 2097 code for a protein of 541 amino acids. The transcript has 16 exons. The record is from RefSeq and is a predicted model, not a curated record. Gene Ontology annotation, molecular function: L-ascorbic acid binding; protein binding; procollagen-proline 4-dioxygenase activity. NCBI's taxonomy places the organism in Eukaryota, Metazoa, Chordata, Lepidosauria, Squamata, Phrynosomatidae. Gene Ontology annotation, biological process: peptidyl-proline hydroxylation to 4-hydroxy-L-proline. Gene Ontology annotation, cellular component: endoplasmic reticulum.